ACAUUCACACCAGGAAUUCUUUCCAGACUGAGAGCCUUCUUACCCCAUCUGCCCAGCACUCACAGGGCACAGGAAGCCCCAGACCUGCUCAGAUCUGCGGCUGAUCAUGAACAACCCCAGGGAACUAUCUAGGUUACCACUUCUUCUGAGAAACCUGAACCAGCUCCACCCUCCAGACCUGACAAGUCCUGCUAACAGGGACCUCACUUCUUACCUUGUCACUGGGGAGCCAGCCAGGCCAACGGGAUGCCACUGCUAGAAGCUGUCAUCUUCUCAUCCCUCUGGGCCUUUGGCCUUGGGCAGGCGACAUUGAAGCAACAUGAAAUAACAGUUUCCAGAGCAAGAGAUAAGAGUGCCCACAUAUCAUGCAACGUGUCUGCUAAGAACUUCAACAGUGAAACCAUAUACUGGUACCGGCAGAAACCAGAUCAGGAGAUAGAAUAUCUAACAGAUGUCAUAACAGACCGUGUUCAAGUUCCCUUAGACGGGAAGAACAACAAAUUUGAGGCAAGUAAAAACACUCAUACUUCCACUUCAACACUGAAAAUAAAUUUCCUAGAGAAAGAAGAUGAGGCCAUUUACUACUGUGGCAGCUGGAAUUGGAUCCACAGCAUCACAUGUGAUAACUCAGGCUGGAUCAAGAUGUUUGCACAGGGAACUAAGCUCAUAGUAAUUCCCCCAGAUAGAAGCCUUAAUGUAGACAUUUCCCCCAAGCCCACAAUUUUUCUACCUUCAGUUAUGGAGCAAGAACUCCAUCAGGCUGGAACAUAUCUUUGUCUCCUUGAGGAUUUUUUCCCGGAUGUUAUCAAGAUAGAUUGGAGAGAAAAGGAUGACAAAACAAAUCUGACAUCGCAGCAGGGAGACACCGUGAAGACCAACAACACAUACAUGAAAUUCAGCUGGCUGACCGUGAGUGGAGCGUCAAUGGAUAAAGAACACAAAUGUAUCGUCAAACAUGAGUGGAAUAAAGGAGGAGUUGACCAAGAGAUUCUAUUUCCUCCACAGAAAAAAGAUCUCACUGCUAUUAAUUCUACAAAAGCUUCUCUGAGAUAUAAAGACGAUACUUUGCAGCUGCAGUUCAAGACCACUUCUGCCUUAUACACCUACCUUCUACUGCUCUUCAAGAGCCUGAUCUACUCUGUCAUCGUGGCCAUCUGUCUGCUUGGGAGACCAGCAUUCUGUGGCAAUGGGAAGAGUACCAAUACAUGGUGGCACAAGAGUCCGCUUUUCUCCAAUGGCAAUUGUCGCCAAAGUAUCUGUUGUGGAUCUAAUGGGGCUUUCUCUCUGACACUGUUAUAUUUCAGUUCAGAUGUGUCUUUUUCUAUUGUGUCAUUACUGCAGAACAGGUUUACACACCACUGGGUAAACAGAAACUUUCACUUUGCAGCUAGAACAAAUUCUGCCAUGACUCUGGGGCGGGGCCAGGGGGCAUCAACACAAGGGCAUCAACACCGCUCUCUCCUUAAUGUCCACCAGCUCCUCAGCCACCCAGUCCCAGAGCCUCUGAGCACAGCCAACACACAGCUUCAGCUGCAUCUCCUGGGGCUCUUUAACCAGAUAACUGCUUCAAAGCCAUUUAUUCUACACAUCUGGACUGCCAUCACUGCUGCCUGAGUUUUGUACUGCUUUACAUAAUAGGCACAAUAAAAAACAAUCAAAGUUCUA
Molecule: messenger RNA, 1665 nt
Organism: Mustela lutreola (European mink)
Lineage: Eukaryota; Metazoa; Chordata; Mammalia; Carnivora; Mustelidae
Source: RefSeq, a predicted model, not a curated record